Molecule: messenger RNA, 9891 nt
Organism: Coturnix japonica (Japanese quail)
Lineage: Eukaryota; Metazoa; Chordata; Aves; Galliformes; Phasianidae
Gene: OSBPL6
Product: oxysterol binding protein like 6
Cellular component (GO): nuclear membrane; cytosol; perinuclear endoplasmic reticulum
Molecular function (GO): cholesterol binding
Source: RefSeq, a predicted model, not a curated record
CUGAAGGCUUCCAUAUGGCCCUUGUGUACGUGUUGUGCCGUUUCUUUGUACUUCAUCACUAAGUCUAAUGGACGUGACUAGGGAAUCUGACAGCCAUCACUAGCAGGUGAAGCUCAGCUGAGCUGAACUUUUGCCUCUCCAUAAACUGUGAAACAGAAGAAUGCAGAAGAGUAUCCCUUGCCUUUUUGUACAUGAGUGAUAAGAGCACAAGAUCAUUACUGCAAGUUUGCUGCAAAGAUGAGUUCAGAGGAGAAGAGUAUAUCUCCUGCUCACAAAACAUCCACUCCAUCACAUAGAAGUGCCUCCUCUUCAUCAUCAUCUCAGAGGGAUAGGAGGCAGAGCGUUAAUAUUUUGGAACGGAAAGCUUCUUCAGGAAGCACAGACCCUUCGUUAAGCAAGCAAUUCCUUGAAACCGACUCUGUCUCUCUGUCCAAGCAGGAGCCUGACAGCUGGGAAAUCAUAGAGGGUCUGAAAAUUGGCCAGACCAAUGUACAGAAGCCAGACAAACAUGAAGGCUUCAUGCUGAAAAAGAGAAAAUGGCCCUUAAAAGGUUGGCACAAGAGGUUUUUCGUCCUGGAUAAUGGAUUAUUAAAAUAUUCAAAGUCACCAAUUGAUAUACAGAAGGGCAAAGUACAUGGGAGCAUUGAUGUAGGCUUAUCAGUUAUGUCCAUUAAAAAGAAGGCUCGCAGAAUAGAUCUUGAUACAGAAGAACACAUUUAUCAUCUGAAGGUGAAGUCCCAGGAUACAUUUGAUGCAUGGGUUUCAAAAUUACGCCACCAUCGGUUGUACCGUCAGAAUGAGAUUGUGAGAUCUCCGAGAGAUGCUAGCUUCCAUAUAUUCCCCUCAGCCUCUACUACAGAGUCUUCACCAGCUGCUAACGUACCAGAUGGAAAGGUACAACAAAAUAGCUUCCCAUGGCAAUCUCCUAUACCUUGCAGUAACAGCCUUCCUGCAACCUGCACUACUGGGCAGAGUAAAGUAGCAGCCUGGUUGCAGGACUCAGAAGAGAUGGACAGAUGCGCAGAAGAUCUUGCUCAUUGUCAGUCAAACCUUGUGGAACUCAGUAAACUUCUUCAAAACUUAGAAAUACUACAGAGAACUCAGUCUGCACCAAAUUUCACAGACAUGCAGGCUAACUGUGUAGAUAUUUCAAAGAAAGACAAGCGAGUCACGAGACGGUGGAGAACAAAAAGUGUCAGCAAAGAUGCAAAAAUUCAACUUCAGUCCAACUCUUCUGGAGAAAACAUUAGCGAAGUACCUAGCUAUAUAAGUCUCUGGCAUACACAGGAAGGGCCGGCACCGAAGGGCCAAUUCAGCACAACACGACGCCGGCAGAGACUAGCAGCUGCAGUGGCUACAACAGUCCCUUUCAGUGCCACGAUGUCUCCAGUUCGGCUGCAUUCAUCCAAUCCCAAUCUUUGUGCAGAUAUUGAAUUCCAGACCCCCCCAAGCCAUGUAACAGAUCCUCUGGAGUGCUCUACAGAAUACAUGAAGCUUCAAGAAGAAUUCUGCCUGAUGGCGCAAAAAGUGCAUUCUCUUUUGAAGUCUGCGUUUAACAGCAUAGCUAUAGAGAAGGAGAAGCUUAAGCAGAUCGUCUCAGAACAGGAUCUUACAGGUCACAAUGCUCAAAUAGCACACCUCAGACAAUCCCUUUCUCAGGCUCUCAACCAGAAUGCUGAACUAAGGAGUCGCUUGAACAGGAUACAUUCAGAAUCUGUUAUUUGUGAUCAGGUUGUCAGUGUAAAUAUUAUUCCUAGUCCUGAUGAGACAGGUGAACAAAUUCACGUCAGUUUGCCAUUGUCUCAGCAAGUUUCUAACGAGAGCAGGCUCUCUAUGUCUGAAUCAGUGUCAGAGUUCUUUGAUGCACAGGAGGUGCUUUUGUCUGCCAGCUCAUCAGAAAAUGAGGCUUCUGAUGAUGAAUCUUAUAUCAGUGAUGUGAGUGAUAAUAUAUCUGAGGACAACACCAGUGUCACAGACAUUUCUCGGCAAAUUGUCAAUGGUGAACUAACUGGAGGAGCGUUCAGGAACGGACGGCGAACUUGUCUCCCAGCUCCCAGCCCUGACACCAGUAACAUCAAUCUGUGGAAUAUCUUGAGAAAUAACAUCGGCAAAGAUCUUUCUAAAGUUUCCAUGCCAGUUGAGCUAAAUGAGCCUCUUAACACCUUGCAACAUCUUUGUGAAGAGUUGGAAUAUAGUGAACUCUUGGACAAGGCUGCUGAAACAGAUGAUCCCUAUGAACGCAUGGUUCUCAUAGCUGCCUUUGCAGCAUCGGGUUAUGCCUCUACGUAUUUCAGAGCAGGAAGCAAGCCAUUUAACCCCGUGCUUGGUGAAACUUAUGAAUGUAUUAGAGAAGACAAAGGAUUUCGAUUUUUCUCAGAGCAGGUUAGCCACCAUCCUCCCAUUUCAGCCUGUCACUGUGAAUCGAAGAACUUUGUGUUUUGGCAAGAUAUCAGGUGGAAAAACAAAUUUUGGGGGAAAUCAAUGGAAAUUCUUCCAGUUGGAACCUUGAAUGUGACUCUUCCAAAGUAUGGAGACUAUUACGUCUGGAACAAAGUCACUACUUGCAUACAUAAUAUCCUUAGCGGAAGGAGGUGGAUAGAACACUAUGGAGAGAUAACAAUCAGAAACACAAAAAGCAGUGUUUGUAUAUGUAAACUCACAUUUGUCAAGGUAAACUACUGGAAUUCUAAUGUAAAUGAAGUCCAGGGUGUUGUGAUAGAUCAAGAAGGGAAGGUAGUGCAUCGCCUCUUUGGAAAGUGGCACGAAGGUCUUUAUUGUGGUGUAGCACCUUCAGCCAAAUGCGUGUGGAGGCCGGGAUCCAUGCCAACCAACUAUGAACGUUAUUAUGGCUUCACAAGAUUUGCUAUUGAGCUCAAUGAAUUAGAUCCUGUACUGAAAGAUCUUCUUCCAACAACAGAUGCACGAUUCAGGCCGGAUCAAAGGCUUCUGGAAGAAGGCAAUAUAGAAGCAGCAGCAUCAGAGAAACAAAGAAUAGAAGAACUCCAGCGAAGUCGGAGACGGUACAUGGAAGAAAACAGCAUUGAAUAUGUACCCAAAUUUUUUAAAAAAGUUAUCGAUGCUAAUCAAAGAGAAGCCUGGGUUACCAAUGAAACCUACUGGGAACUACGAAAGGAUCCUGGAUUUAGUAAAGUAGAAAUUCCUGUACUCUGGUAAACUGAGAAUGUAGAUCUAGUAAACAUAUCACUCUCUGAAGAAAAAAAUAACUAUGCACAAUAUGUUUCUUAUAGAUAAGCGUGGUUUGUGGGUCUACGGAAAAACCUAUCAUUUGCAUUUAUUUUCAUCUUUAUAAUGGACUUUUGAAAGUGCAUUAGACCAGGCCCCUGACCACUUCUGGAUCUUUUUAAUUUUGCAGCAGCCAUUAAAAAAAAAAAAAAAAGAAAAAAAGAAAAAGGAAAAAAAAAAGAAAAGAAAAGAAAAAGGAACAAACAAAAACCUUUUGAAGUUUCAUAUAGUGAAAAUUCAGAAGAGAAGCAGAUGAGUUAUCCAAAGUCACUUGGAAGAGGCGGUAAACAUAAAACUGCAACCGGUGCUUUAAAAAGACAUUAAGAGUAAUGUAAUUAAAAUUAAAAAUUAAAAAAAAAAAAGGAAGAAAAACAGAAAAAAAUCCAUUUUGUUUCAACUAUUUUUGUUAAAAUCUUUUGAAUCACCACACUGUCAUUUCUGGCUUUAGGUUAGUCCUUUGGUGUACUGUGCUUGGACUGGCCUUGUCAAAACAUGCUUUUCUGAAAGCUCUUCCCAUUCAUAUGCCAUUGUUCAUGCCUUAAAGAAAAUAUGAAGAUGUACAGUAAGUCAUUUUAAAAUAUAUAUGCUUAGGCUUGUGUGAAGGACAGAUUUUUAAAGCACUAGGAUUUUAUCAUGAUAUAAAUAUUGGAGAACCUGUAUUAUUUAAAAUCAAAUGACAGCCAAACAUCUAACUGUAUUUCAGAGGAACAAGAUCUACUGUACAUGCUUUAGCUUUGGGGAGUUGACUGUAUAAUCUGACUGAAAAGAAGCUGCAAACUGGUUAAAAUUGAGGUAAUUAUGGUAAAUGCAUAUGAAUGGCUAGUCAGAAAAUUUUUAUUUUAAGUGGCUAAUGUUGAGAUCCGUUUGUCACUUUUACCACUGAGUGGACAUAGUCUUGCAGCAAUUUCAUUUCCCUAUAAUUGCUUAUACAAUUAGAAUUCCCUGAAGCUUUGCAACAGUGUUAUAGCACAGAAAGAUUUCAUGGGAAAGUCUCUGGUUCACUCCACAGGUUGGAUUGUACCAUAAAUGAAACAAGUAUUUUCUUCCAGACAUGCUGUUUACUGGCUCUGUUCUUUUCCCAGCCACUUACUGCAUCUAAAUUUAUAUUCAAGAGUAGGGCAGAGGCUCCUGUGCUUUGUAGCUAACUUCUGCUACUUGUGUUGCCAAAAUAGCUUUUGUGCAAAAUUAUAUUUUACAGUUUUUCCAAAAAUAACUCUAUAUUUUUUGUUAAGAACUGAGACUCUUACAUAUUGCUAAGGCUCAGUUAAUAUAUGUGGGAGAAGGCUUGGCACUUUCUGUAUGAAAAUCUGUGAAAUGCUAAACAGUAGGAGGGCAGAUUUUAAAAGAAAAAAAGUAAAUCUAUUUGGUAAAAUGUGCAUUCCAUAUGCUAUGAUGUGGUCUUCCAUUUGUACGUGUAUUAUACAUCCACUAACUGAUGCCAGGUUAGAUUUCAUAAAUAUACCUUGUAUUACUUUCUACACAGCAUACAUAAUGCAUACAAAUUUUUCUAGUUAAUUGAUUCUGAUAAUGCGACCCAAGAAGAAAAUGAUUCGGUAACUAUGUGAUUCUGCCAGAAAUGCUACACGGAUGGCUCUCAGUGCAAUACCACAUGUACUCAUCCCUCCCCUGCCUCUUGCUUUUGCAGUGCUAAUAUUAGUUUGAUUACUUAAUGUUCAUUUAGUUCUUCCCUUUGUUUAUAAAGCAGAACAAUUGUUUACUAGUGAAUUCCAGGUUCUUCAUCUUACCAGGAAGAAAUAUGAAAACUUGAAUAAAAUAUUAAGUAGAACUUGAAAUAAUUAUGAAAAAACAACUUGUGCAGAUUAACAGGAUUUCUUCCAAAGAAAAAAUGUAAUUAGUUAAAGAAUGAUGUAAUUUUCUUCCUACUUCAACAGAAUUGGCUUUUUUCUUUUUUGAGUUCUACAUUUGCUAUUACCAAAAAAUUAAAUUAUAUAAAGUUUUGGUUUUUUUUUUUUUUAAAUUGCAUUUGUUUGACUUGAACAUACUUGCUCUAAUGGUAUUAUGCUAGAAAACAGAUAGGCACACUGUGUGCAAAAUAGUGACUGAUUAUACUGGGUCACCUUUUUAAAUGAAAUAUUAUUAAGCAUUUGCCCAUCUCAUGCUCCAGCCUCUGCAUGCAGUUCGCUGCAGCAUUAGAAAGUAUUAUGUGUCUGCAAGUAUAUUUGAGGGACAAAAACUAUGUCCAAUUUUGUUAUGUGUAAGUUUUUGUUUUUUUUUUUAUUGUUAUUUAUUUAAAUACAAAAAUAACAUAUUUAGUUUUAUGGUGUUCUGAUAGUGUUUCAUGAAUGCCAUUCUUUGCAAUACAAACUUGGCUAACACUGAAGAUGCUAUUGCUGCUUUAAUUAUUCUUUUGCAAUUGUAUAUCUGAUAUUCGUAAAAAAAAAAGCAGCAUUCAGUUUUUAAGAGUUAAAAAGGUAUGAUACACUAAAUCUUUCUAUUGAACACACUCUUGAACCUAUGGAGUAUUAAAUUAACUGAAUGUUAAACUAGUUAAUUAGUAGCUAGAGGAAUUGCAGAGUGUUGCAAGAUAUUUUCUGUCUUUGUCAAAAUCCUAACAGUGCCAGCAGGUGUGCCAUAAGUGGUUUCCUAUAGUACAGAAUUGUCUGCAUUCUGUGUAAAAUUUUUGAUUAAAUUUUCCCUGUAAACCUGAUGGAAUGUUGUGACAGCUUGUUGGGUUGCAGUAUGCUUCUUUGCCCAAGUCACUGAUGAGAUAUUCAUCUACAAGCACUGCAAAUUGACCCAUCUUUGCUGACGAUCAGCAGUGUCUUAGCCACUGGUUUUUGCCCUUCAAGCCUGAGGAUUUGGGCAAUUUCUAGCCCACCUCAUUCCAUUCAGCCAAAUAAUAUUUCCUUUAGAAGCGCAUAAAAGGUACUUACCUGCUCAGCAGAUUUAAUUGCUACAGAUAUGGUGUGCAAUGAAAAUCAGUGCCAGUCAUUUGACAUUUUCUAAACUGAAGUUCAAUUUAAAAUAUAAAGACAUCUCCCUUGCUUUUUCUUUUUUUUUUUUUUCUUUUUUAAAUACUUAUUUUUGUGUAAAAUAAACAGCCCUUAUGCUUCAGUUCUGCAGUAGUGAAAUGUACUGUCAGUUAAUACUUUUAAGUGUACUUCAUUUUGUUCCUUGUUUGGUACUGUGGAUAUGAUAGGGCAACAAUAGAUAGGUCCAUUAAGAGCCAUGUCAUCUUAUAAAGACUUUAAUAACUACAUUCCUAUAUUAGAUGCAUAUUAAUAAGAUAGCAGAUUUCCCUGCAUAUUAGAAACUGUUACCUUGCUGGAAAUAAAAUUUGAAUAUGAGUUGAUUUUCAUAGUAUCACUGUGAUUAAAACGUCAUUUCAACACUCGUUCUAGUUUUAGAUAGAUGUAGGUUGCAUGAAAAAAAUAUUUUUGUGUUAGAUCCUUUUGUAAGAUGCCCAGAGUAUUAUAAAUAUUGUCACAACUUUUUUUCUUUCUUUCUUUCUUUUUUCCCCUCUAAUUCUGAGCUUCUGAAUCUGAAUGAGCAUAUAUGACAUCUGUGAGUUUUGCUUGAACAGGAGGUACCAGGCAGAUGUGAAGUGCUGCAGGACAUACACGUUACCACCACUGGUCCUGCCCUCUAAUGUAAAGAUUUGCAUCCCAGCCAUGUGGUCCUGCUUAUCAUGUUUCUUUCCACCCCCCAAAAAAUUGGAUAUCUAGAAUAGUCUGGGAGGAAGGAGAGCUUCAAUUGCAAGUGCACAAUCACUGAGAGGGCUGGAUAUUCUGGGUUUUCUUUUGUGAGUUUAAAAAAAAAACAAUUUUGCUAUCAGAGCUCGGUUACUAUGUUGCCUUUGUUUUAUAGGAUUUUUAAUUUUCUGUUGCAGAGAUAGGCACUGUUUCAAAUGCCAUUGGCUGCAAUAGUCUGAGGAAUUAACUCUAUUGUGGUUGUUCCUACUAAUUCUGGAUUUGCAAAAUGAAAGCAAAUAAAUUUUUUUUUUUUUUUUACGUUAAAUCUAAAGAAAAAAAGGAUAUUUUUAUUCAUAUGCUAAAAUUGAGGGGUUAUAUUGAAGAGAGAUUGGUUCAUCUGUGGGAAAAAGAUAUUAACAGAAUUGUGUAAGAAGCACUGAAAUUUUCUCACCUGUUGGCAUGUAUUAUACAGACACCCUGGAGAAGGCUUUGGAGAAGGCUAAGAGAUUGGGUAUGUCUUAACUUAUUUGAGCAGAUACUGACGCUGCUAUACAGCAUUUUCAUCUUGGAUGUCAUUAAGUCCCUGAAAUUGAGCAUAUAUUGCUUGAGGUCAAGAUGGUCAGAGGUACAAGUGCAACUAUGUUUUUGUUGUUGUUAAGCUGCUCGAAACUGUAAGGGAAUAUUCAGUAUAAAACUAUUUCUGUACUUCCUAUUUUAUCAACCCUGAUUACUUUUAUUGUGAUUCUGGUAUCUCUCAGAAGAUAAGUUUCAUGGAGAGAAGAUGUGGUUUUUCUUGUUUGUUUGUUUUUGUUGCUUUUAGAUUGCUUUUUUGGUUUUGUUUUGUUUUAGAUGGGAGAAUCUAGACUAAGUGUGUUAAUUAAAAUUUAAUUAUUACUAAGCAGAAUACCUCCCUAAAAUCUAUCUUUGCACUCUCUCACAACAGGAUAUGGCACCACAAGAAUGUUACAAAUCUCAUUAAGUUAAAAAAAAUAAUAAUAAAAAAAUAGGCUUAUUUAUAGUGGUUGAUUCUGUUCUUUAUAGUAUGCAGAGUAAAGGAUAUGAUCACAAAUUUCUUUAAACUUAAGCAUGUAAAACCUUUUGUUUAGUAUCUUGGUGUGCAUUCUAUCCUUCUUUUGCUAAGUUUUAUAGUAUCAUUAAUCCCAUCAUGUCCUUUUUUUUUUUUUUUUUUUUUUUCCUUCCCUUGUGUUCUCUGACAAACCUCAGAGAAGGGAGAGACUGUCAGUGGCACCCUUGCAACAGAGCAGAAAAAAUUUUAACUUCUACAGAUUAAAAUGUUGUAGCAGCUGUUAAACCUGUUUCAGGCAGGUGAUGUUAAUACCGUUUCUCUUUCCAAUGUUCCAUGACAGUAUGAGAAAAGGGAGGAUUGGUGACAUUUGCUCAGAAUUGAUUCUGAAGGUGAAAGGAAAUUUUAUUCCAUUUAUAAGUAAAAAUAACCGUAGGCAGUAUUUGUCUGAAAUGAUAUUGGUAACAUGGGCAAAGAGAGUUAGAAAUUUCAUAAGUAGGGAAAUUAAAAAGUUGGGGUAUAUAUACCACUCAGCAGCACAAAAUAUUUUUUGUCUUAAACUAUGAAUACUAAGGAUACCUAUUCACAUGCCUGGAGCCAUGAACCAGAUGUUGUCUCCCAUGAAACACUAAAAAAUAUCUCCUUGUUUACUGCUGCUUUUAAUGAUCUGUGUUAAUGGAUGAGGCAUAUCUUAUGCUAGGCUAUAAUCUUGCUGCUACAAACGAUUAGGAAUGCAAAAUGGGAAGAGAUAACCAGAGCCUUUCAAAAUGGCAGAGGUGGAUGAUUUAAUUGUUUGUACUCUAGGCAUCCUCAAGAUAAAAUUGUUAUACAAAAGCAGCACAGAGACUGACAAAUAUUCUAACAGAACAAUUCUUCCUUGUGUCAGUCAGUUUAGCCAUGAAUGCACCAUCUUUUCUCUGGAACUGCAUUACUAUUUGUUAUUGCAUUUGUGGCAGAUUGAGCCUGUUGGGCUGAUUUCUCACAUCCACUGAAGGCAGUCAGCAGUAGUCAGACUGGAAAUUCAGAUUUCUUAUAAUUCUCUGCUCCUUUGUCUCAUAGUCCUCUACUUUUUGUAAAUUUACCUCAACAAGGAAUAUUACAAUAGCAUUUUAAAAGUUCAGUUUAGAUUAACCAUUAGUAUUUUAUGGGUGAAGGAGAAUUCAGGAUACUUUCCUUAACUAUGUUCAAUAAACAAAAUGACAUACAACUAUCAUUGUAUUUGCCUAAUAUUUAACGUACGUAUGUGGAGAUAAAAUCACCAAUGAUGAAAUAGUAGAUAAAAAUUUGAAAAAUUUGAAUUAUUUGCUAUAAUUAGCAAAAGCACUGUUCUUUUCCUUUAAAAUUAUUUAUAGACUUAAUUAUUUUCAAAUAUUUAAUCCUCACUAAUGACCAAUUACAUAUUAAGUUUGAGUUUUGAAAAUAAAAUGGUGUUUGAAGCUCCUCAAAGGAUGGUUCUUCCCUCAUGCAGUUUGUUCAGAUCCAGCUCCCAGAUAAAUGCAGACCUAUACUACUCACUAAGAUUUUGCAUGGACCAAAAAGAAAUAUUAGUGGGUUUUUCUGGAUGAGAAUCUUCCUUUGCAUAUUGGCUUGCGUCUGUUGUUUACUAUAUAGUAAGUGAGAACGCAAGGUGUUAGCAUCUGAUGUCUGAACUCUUUUCCUUCAACAAAAUGUGUAGGGAACUGCUUGCUCUUUAACGAUUACUGCUAGUUGACUGAAGCAGAUGCUUUAACUUAGCCUAGAAGAAGAUAUUAAAUUAAACUACUGCAGCAUCCAGAGAGAUCAUGAUAUUCUGUAUUAGGAGAUAAGGUGUAUCUGCUUUGUUGUAACCAAUAGCAAGUUUUCUUAUUUGGGUCUGUGUCUACUGCCCUUUGUAUAAUUAUAAUGUUAAUUUCUGAGCAUUCCAACAGGGAACUCUGUAUUUUCUCUCUCUCUCUCUUUUUUCUUUUUUUUUUUUUUAACUCUAGUAGUUAA